UUGAAUUCAUGGCGAAGCAACGCAAUAGCAAAGCUAUGGGAAGAAAGGGCGAAAAUGGGUCGAACUCCAAUGUUCAAGUUAACAAGCCCAGCUUUUCGCAAUAUAGAGAUCUUGUUCAAAAACGAAACAGCAUCGAGGACAGGAAGUGUAAAGCAUCGAUAUUCAUGGGCACUUAUUAUGUGGGCAGUUGUCGAUGGGAAAAUUAAUGAAAAUACAACUGUUUAUGAAGCAUCUUCUGGGAACACUGCAACCAGUGAAGCUUAUAUGUGUCAACUAAUUGGAGUCAAGUUUGUCGCUAUUGUACCAGAUACAAUAGAAGACGUAAAAGUAGAACACAUCCGUGAACAUGGCGGUGAAGUGAUUAAGACAGAAAUCGGGAAGCGAUUGAUUCGUGCUGAAAUGGAAGCAAAAAAAAACGGCGGCUUCUUCAUGAAUCAGUUCGCGAACUCUGAUCGUGCUGAAGAAUUUCACGAAAGUGGGAAUUUUGACCUGGAAAGUACCAAUAUGAUGCACGAAAUAUUGUCGCAGUUGAAUUCAGAUCGAAGCCAUUCAACAAAAAUUCCUCAUUACUUUGUACAUUCUGCGGGAACAGGUGGAACGAUAAGCUCUGUGGGAAGAUAUUCGAAAAAAUAUGGUUUGAGAACAAAUAUUGUCCUUGCUGAUACCCAAUUUUCUGUUUAUUAUGAUUAUGUCAUGAAUGCGAGAUUCUCAAAUGAGAGUGGGGAACAUUUCUGGCGGAGCCCAGGAAUGGCCGGAAUUGGUUAUGGUCCUAUGGGACCUGUAAAGCAUGGAGUGACUUCAAGUUUAUUGUCCGUAGUUAUUGAUCGAGCGAUAAAAAUUCAUGAUCUUGCAUCAACAGCUGCCAUGCUUGUACUUCAAAAGUUGGGAAUAGAUGGAGGUACCAGUUCAGGAACCAAUUUCGUUGCUUGUUUACAUAUUGCUGCAGCACAAAGGUCAGUUGCUGAUAUUUGGCAAAUUCGUACUCAAAUCUAUCGUUUAUUUUUGGUAUCAGUUCGCGAAAGUUCUAUCAAGAACGAUGAACGAAUCGUUAUCGCAACAAUAUUAGCUGAUCCAGGGCAUUAUUACAAAUCUACUUAUUAUAACAGAACGUGGAUUGGAGAUCGCUUUAAAUCACUUGGAGGAUUAUAUGCUUACGAUUGCUGGGUGCAAGAAAUACAGGAAGCUUUGAGACUUGGAUUCGAUCCUCUUAUAUCUGGUCAUAAAAUGUGCGAUUAUCAAUAA
Dracunculus medinensis (Guinea worm) is the source of this 1242-nucleotide messenger RNA. The record is from the annotation of a GenBank genome assembly. Lineage: Eukaryota; Metazoa; Nematoda; Chromadorea; Rhabditida; Dracunculidae.